AAGACCACCAGCAGCUGCCGCAGCCGUCCGGACACCACACGGGACGCCAUGGCAACCACGAGUACCCUGAGAGCGCGGAGUCCCCUGAGACAGACGCAAGUAUUUGCUCUGGUGGCGCUUUUGGCGUCGGCUGCUCUGGCUGCGGACGUCGAGCGACUCACCACUGAGGACGUGCCGGCAGUUGGAGACGAGGCAUCGGCCACCGUGCUGGAGGCAGCUGACGAGCCGGCGGCGGCCUCUGAGGGCAAGGGCAAGCGGCAGGCAGUCUACGGCGGACCCUUCUCCUCUCUGAUGACGUCAGCCUACCAGCUGCCGGCCACAUCUGGCGGGUCCGGCGCCGUGCUGCUCUCGUCUGGCACUCAGGGGGCGCCAGCCUACCAGCCACUGGCGGGUCUCGGGCUGCCGCUGGGCUACGCACCUUCCCUGCUGACCGCCGCCUCCAACCACUCGUACGCCGGCUCGCCGCUGGCGGCGCUGCUGUCGGCCGGCUUCCCCACGGCUCAGUAUUCGGCCCAGCACAACUUCACGCUGCCCGUGGCGGCCAACCCACUGGCGCAGAGCACCUCCUACUUCCCCGGCGGAGGCCUCUACGCCUCGGCAGCGCCCGCUGCCGCCGACUACCUGCAGAACUUCACCUUCGGCCAGCCCGCUGCCAGCAGUCUCUUCGCGCAGAAUUCUGCCGCCUACCCCAGCUUCUACCCGGCGCCGUCGGGCUUCAGGCAGAAUUUCAAUGCGGGGCUCUUCGGGGCGGCGGCCUCGGCGGCGUUCCCGGGCAGCGUAGUGGCGCAGGGCGGCGCCGCCCCCGGGGCGGCGGGCGGCCCCUUCACGUUCUUCUCGUACCCGGUGGCGGCCAAGCCGGGCCAGCAGUCGGUGGCCACGGUGGGCGUCAGCAACCAGCUGCUGUCCCCGCACAGGCCGCUCAGCCUGGAGCAGGCCCGGCGCCGCUUCCCGCAGUACUUCGCCGGCGUCGAGGAGCCGUACGCGCGCUUCCAGCAGCAGCUGCAGCAGAUGCAGCAGCUGCAGCAGCUGCAGCAGCAGCCGCAGAGGCAGCCCCAGCAGCCGCAGAGGCAGCCGCCACUGGCGCCGCAGCUCCACACCGCUGCAGAAUCUCCCAAGCCACCGCAGGUGACGGAGCUCCCAGAGGAGCGACCGGCCAGUGGCUUCGCAAGGCCCCAUCCCGCCCCGGCCGCCGGCGACGCUAAUGACGACGACGAUGACGAUGACGGCAGCUACGACGAGCGGCCAGCCUACAAGUCCAGCGGAUACCAUGGCGUCUCAGGCGUUGACCACCACAAGAUUCGGGCCGAGCAAGAGUCUGAGGACGAGGACAGCUCAGAGAGGCAGCCCCACAGCUACCAGACGAUCAUCCACCACGGCGGGGAGGAGUCUGACAAGCCGCCCUACACCGGGUACUACCCCAAGGCCGCCCACCACAAAAAGCACUACGCAGGCGACGGCGAGGAUGAAGAUCCCAGCAGCGGCGGAGACGACGACGAGGACGGGGGCCGCCGGCCGGCGUACAGCUCGUCCUAUCAGAGCGUGAAGUCGCAGUCCGUGGCGUCGCGCUACCACCCAGAGGAAGCCGAGGGGCUGGAAGGAGGUCGCCCGCGGCCCCUGGUCACGUCAGCGUACUCGCGCACAUACUACGGCAGGCCUGGGGCCGCCGUCGGCCCCGAGGAAACACCUGCCGCGGCCGAGCUGGAAGAGGAAGCGGUCGUCUCCGACAGAUACAACUCGCUCAGGUUUUCCUCGCCGGAGCUGGACUCGCACUUCAAGAGGGCGGCCGCGGCGUCGCAGAGUUCGAACCCCGGCGGGCCGCGGCCGGCGGCCCAGACGCUGCACACGUACCGCUUCAAGGUCCCGGACUACGCGACGGAGACCUACUCGCCAGUGACUGGGAGGCCAUCGAGGACGAAGGGCGGCCCCCAGCGGCGACCCCACCAGGGCGACGACGAGAGCGCGCGCCACGCCGACGACUCGGCGAGCCUCUACUCCAGCCCCAGGCUUCGCGUCCACAAGACGGCCUGGUCCUACACCCGCUCCCUCUCCUCCACGCGGUGAUCCUCCACCGCGCGCUCGCCCCCUGACACUGCACUGAACAUAGCCCGAGCUCAUCUCUCGACCUCACUCCGUGUCCAUUUGGGAAACUGUCUAAGGACAAAUACUAUUUUAGAUACAUAUUGCUACAGAGCCAUCACCAUCAUCACUAAUAAUCGGCCAGAGGGUUCCUUGGUAGCAGUUAUCGAUCCUCCUGAUUUCUGUUAAUCCGUUCACAGCAUCAUAUCGUGUUUCUCCCAUACUCUGCUCCGUACACCACAACUCUGACCUACCAUUCGCUCUGCGCACGCUCACAUGUCCCCCUGUUAUCGUAAGUAGCAUUCGCCAUAUCUCAGAAUAUGCCUGCAGAACAGUGUUCGUCUAGUCCAGGGGUCUCCAAACUACGGCCCGCGGGCCGAAACUGGCCCGCGAGGGCCUGCAAACCGGUCCGCUUUAGCUGGCCGGACAUCCGGUGGAGCCUAUACGGCCAACAAUGGAGUUUCGAGGCCUAUCGUGACCAAUACACCACGACAUUGUCGGAGCUCUAUCUUUACAAAGCGGAAGGUCAUGGUUAAAUUUGUGGCUAUCCACAAUAAACAGACAGACCAUUCCCCGUGCGAUAGUUAAAAAAAAAAAAAAAAAAGCACCGUUAAGAGACUAGUUUGGCGAAAACAUUGUAAGUAAAAAAACUCUUCGCUUUUUAUUCUACUCACGAAUCUGGUGCAAGUCUAUCAAAUGGACGCCACUUCGGCGACUAGUCUUAGUAAUCAAUCAUUAUGGAAGAUGAUGCUUCUUAAGCGAGGUUUCACUUUCUUUACGUAUGUCGACUUUCAGAUUUUCCUUGUCUCUUCGAAUUCAGACCUUGAAUUGUGCCACACUUACUAGUACAGCGCAUAAAACACUAGAAAAACUCGUGAGACACUCGCGACAUAGACACAAUCACGCAACAGAACUAUCAGCUAUAUGCUCUGGCCCUGCUACUCGCUACAAGACUGCACAACAAAACUUAUUGUUGCGCUGCUUGAGAUAACAAUGCUUUGACAUACUCUGCCUCUGUUACGUCUUGCAGUAAUAGUGUUGCUAACAAUGAUUUUGAGAUUUCGUUAACUUUGCAGGACGCUUUCGUGAAUUAUGUCCAGCGACAUACUUUUUUUGUCGGAGAAAUUCGCCAGAAUAAAAUAUGAUAGAAAUUCGGUAAGGUACGUUCACCAAUCAAAAUUAUGUAAUUAAAUAAAAAUCGUAGUUCGUUUCAGUGCUAGCUAUUCCCACGACCUUAGAUUUUUGCGAUUUCAUCUUUCCUUUAGCCUUACAUUACGGUGAUCAUGGAGUGCUAGUGUUCUUUGAUCCCACUAGGUAGAUCUUGGCCCUUAUGGCUUCGUGGAGGAAUCAAUGUGGCAGACUGAAACGUUUGGAGACCCCUGGUCUAGUCACCUCUUUGCAAAGACUUACCCUCUCCUCCGCUCUUUGAAGUAGCUCCCCGUUUAUCUUGCCAGUCUAUUUGAUCCCUACCAUGCGGCUGUGGCUUCAUACCUCAAACGAAUUUAACGUCGUCCGCCCUCCGACUUGUGAUGUCCAGUCCCGGUCCUACAGAGUAACAUUUUCUCCCCAGUACGAUUCAGUACCUCCUCACCGAAUAUCUGGUCUACUCUUUUAAUCUUCACAAUUUCAAAAGCCUUCUAUUCUCGUCUUGUUCGAACUGUUUAUUGUCCACGUUCCACUCCUUAUAAAACUUUCUGUAAACGCUUCCUAACACUGCCAUCCAGGUUAAAAUCCAUCUCUGCAUGAGAGCCAUCGUUUGUUAUUUUACUACGCAAACACGAAAACUCGUGUUCUACUUUCAGUGUGAUCGUUUCCUGAUCGAAUACCCCCAGUUUGACUGCACCUCAUUAUCCUUGCUUUGCUUUUGUUGAUGUUCACCAUACAACCUCCCUUCAAGACGCUACUCAUUUCAUUCACCUUGACUUCUUGGUGUUUUACUGCCUCUAACAGAAGUGCAGUGCCCCUGGAAAACUUAAUUUAUUCCUGAAACAGCUACACUCUAAAAAGUUUCACUCUUCUGUGUAUAAGUACAGAGUUGUCACUUCCGUUAGGGGCAUUUUCUUUUUUAUUUCUUCUUGGCAAGAUUUCUUUGGGAUACAUCUCACUACUUUAUUUCUAGUACGGCAAUAAUUAACAUAUGAAUGUUAUCUGACUGCUGCUUCUUGUGUGCCGUUUGAGUUCAGAGCUGCAAGGUACAGUCACGUUGUGGAACAUUCAUUAUGAACCUCGCUCAAUCGCUGAAUUAUACAAUUUUGCAAUAAACCUUGGUGGUAAUCGCGUCACUGUAACAACAUUUCAUCGCAGACUUCACUCAUACUUCACUGUGUAAAUUGUACGCCAUCUGCUCAGGAUUAAUUCCAAUGUUUAUCAUUUUGUGUAUUGUUUGUUAUUCCGCAAUGUUUUGUUAUUAAAAUAAAUGUUAUAAUAAUA
This is a messenger RNA of Schistocerca gregaria, 4506 nucleotides long. RefSeq lists its product as uncharacterized. The coding region runs from base 49 to 2061 and encodes 670 amino acids. The record is from RefSeq and is a predicted model, not a curated record. The transcript is spliced from 8 exons. Lineage: Eukaryota; Metazoa; Arthropoda; Insecta; Orthoptera; Acrididae.